GGUUAAACUACAAAUGUCAAAACUUAUUGAAGUUUUUCAGUUUUCUGUCUCGUCUUUUCAAAAGUUCGGAAACUUUUUGAGCUUUUUGUUUUUUAUAUUAAUUAUUUUAUUAUGAACGAUUAAGGAUUCAAUGAGAAGAAUAUACUAUGUACUAUCUAGUUAAUAACGAAUUAUUGUACAUUCAUAACAUUAUGAAGAUAAGUAUUUUAAUUCUGUUCAUCUUGGCUCACGUGGCGAAAAGUUUCGACUCUACAAAUAUUGUGUUCACAAUAAUAAGUCAAUCGGAGCCUUAUCAUGCGAGCGUGGCAAGUCGGCUCAAAAUGGAUAUGGAGAACCAAAUAUAUGAUUUAGAAGGGCGGGAAGCAAAAGUGCACAUAACGCACGAAGACUUCGCAGUGCCGGGAGCGUGGACGAUCAUACCACUGCUCAGACUACUAGUCACCAAAUACAAGGGAAGUGACGUACGAUGGGUUGUGUUCGUGGAGCCGCAUACAGCUGUGCGGUGUGGGAAGCUGGUAGAUGCGCUGGGUGUAGCGGAUAAACAGAAGGAAACAAUGUGGAUAGGUUAUCCUCUAAGUGAUGAUGAGCCAACUAUAAUUCAUCACUUCACGGUUUUCGAAGAGCUAGAAGAAGAUGGCGGGUUUGUGUAUCCGAACUUUGCAAGUGGCUUUGCAAUGAGGAUGGAAUUGAUUGAAAGUCUCGUAAACAAAAUCGAAAGUGGCGAGAGGCAGCUAGAAGCAGACUUCUCUAUAGACCCGGCAUUUGAACUAGCUCGGCUUGUGUACGGGUCUAAAGAACAACGAGGUCCUCUUCUUACUCCAGACCUUAGUUUCUGUGUCGUGUCUAUGGAUAACUGUGCUACGUAUCCGAGGCAGUUUGAAACUUGUGGCAGUGCGAUAUCUGAGAGCGCGGUAUACUUCGCAGUGAAGACGUGGAGCGGCUUUCACGAGUCACGAGCUCGGGUCGUCAAGAAGACCUGGGGCAAGCAUGUCACUAAUCUGCACUUUUUUAGCGAUCUGGAAGAUCCAACAUUACCCUCUACGAAUCUCGGAAUACCAAAUACCAAAACAGGUCACUGCGCAAAAACGAUCGCCAUUUUGAAAGAAGUAUUGCGAAGAGUUGAGAAAAUGCCGCAGAUCAAGUGGAUAUUCUUAGCUGAUGAUGAUACCAUUUUGGGUGUGCGAAGACUAUGCGAAGUUCUGAGCUGUUACCGUGGGGGUGGUGACGUCACCAUACUGGGCGAAAGAUAUGGUUACGGCUAUGGAAAAACUGAGACGGCUAGUAAAGGUUAUGACUACAUAACCGGCGGCGGCGGCACCGCGCUGAGCCUCGGUGCGGCGCGGCUGCUGGCGCGCUGCGGCUGCGCGGCGACACACGCGCCCGACGACAUGUCGCUGGGCGCGUGCGCGCUGCGCGUGCGCGUGCCCGUCACGCACUCGCCGCUGUUCCACCAGGUGCGGCACUAUACACACCGCUCCUGUAUACAGUGUGUACACUACUGCGCGGCGACACACGCGCCCGACGACAUGUCGCUGGGCGCGUGCGCGCUGCGCGUGCGCGUGCCCGUCACGCACUCGCCGCUGUUCCACCAGGUGCGGCACUAUACACACCGCUCCUGUAUACAGUGUGUACACUACUGCGCGGCGACACACGCGCCCGACGACAUGUCGCUGGGCGCGUGCGCGCUGCGCGUGCGCGUGCCCGUCACGCACUCGCCGCUGUUCCACCAGGUGCGGCACUAUACACACCGCUCCUGUAUACAGUGUGUACACUACUGCGCGGCGACACACGCGCCCGACGACAUGUCGCUGGGCGCGUGCGCGCUGCGCGUGCGCGUGCCCGUCACGCACUCGCCGCUGUUCCACCAGGUGCGGCACUAUACACACCGCUCCUGUAUACAGUGUGUACACUACUGCGCGGCGACACACGCGCCCGACGACAUGUCGCUGGGCGCGUGCGCGCUGCGCGUGCGCGUGCCCGUCACGCACUCGCCGCUGUUCCACCAGGUGCGGCACUAUACACACCGCUCCUGUAUACAGUGUGUACACUACUGCGCGGCGACACACGCGCCCGACGACAUGUCGCUGGGCGCGUGCGCGCUGCGCGUGCGCGUGCCCGUCACGCACUCGCCGCUGUUCCACCAGGUGCGGCACUAUACACACCGCUCCUGUAUACAGUGUGUACACUACUGCGCGGCGACACACGCGCCCGACGACAUGUCGCUGGGCGCGUGCGCGCUGCGCGUGCGCGUGCCCGUCACGCACUCGCCGCUGUUCCACCAGGUGCGGCACUAUACACACCGCUCCUGUAUACAGUGUGUACACUACUGCGCGGCGACACACGCGCCCGACGACAUGUCGCUGGGCGCGUGCGCGCUGCGCGUGCGCGUGCCCGUCACGCACUCGCCGCUGUUCCACCAGGUGCGGCACUAUACACACCGCUCCUGUAUACAGUGUGUACACUACUGCGCGGCGACACACGCGCCCGACGACAUGUCGCUGGGCGCGUGCGCGCUGCGCGUGCGCGUGCCCGUCACGCACUCGCCGCUGUUCCACCAGGUGCGGCACUAUACACACCGCUCCUGUAUACAGUGUGUACACUACUGCGCGGCGACACACGCGCCCGACGACAUGUCGCUGGGCGCGUGCGCGCUGCGCGUGCGCGUGCCCGUCACGCACUCGCCGCUGUUCCACCAGGCCCGACCACAAGACUACCCGCGCGAAGUGCUAGCUCGAGACAGGCCGGUCUCCUUCCACCGACUCCCGCGGGAACCUGUCAAAGUCUACGCGGCUUGGUUCCAACACGAUGACCUAGCUCUUACUAGUUUUAGGGACGAACUGUGAAUUUAAUUAGAUUGUAUCAUGUUCAUGUAUGUAAAAGAAGAAAGUCACAAAUUGACAUAAAAUUGUAAAUAAGGUAAAAAGUGUGGAUUCUGUACCAACUAAACGAUGUUUUUUUAGGUCCGUAUUUUGUCAAACUCGAAUAAAAAGCUUUCUGGUUUUAUUUAACUUGUUGACAAUUUUGUUAAUUUUAGGUAAUAAAAAAAUUAAGAUUUUAUUGACACAUUCCAAUAAGUAAAAAAGUAUUAAUUAGGUACUAAUCAAGUAAUGCUUUGUAUAUGCUUGCUAUUUUAGCAACAACAAGUUCUUAUAUACAACGAGUUUAAUGUUAAUGUGCUUGUGAUAAACAUGGAGUUUGUACUUAUAUUAAUUUUAUAAUUGUUAUAAAUAAAUAUGUAUUAUGUGCCAGUAUUUGUGUAGAUAAAGUACAUAUCAGUUGUGUUUUAAAUAAAUUUAAUAUUUUUAUA
Colias croceus (clouded yellow) is the source of this 3307-nucleotide messenger RNA. RefSeq lists its product as uncharacterized. Lineage: Eukaryota; Metazoa; Arthropoda; Insecta; Lepidoptera; Pieridae. The record is from RefSeq and is a predicted model, not a curated record. Gene Ontology annotation, cellular component: membrane. Gene Ontology annotation, molecular function: acetylglucosaminyltransferase activity. Bases 147 to 2843 code for a protein of 898 amino acids. The transcript is spliced from 11 exons.